Molecule: messenger RNA, 3329 nt
Organism: Leopardus geoffroyi (Geoffroy's cat)
Lineage: Eukaryota; Metazoa; Chordata; Mammalia; Carnivora; Felidae
Gene: SLC25A44
Product: solute carrier family 25 member 44
Exons: 4
Coding region: 178-1122 (314 amino acids)
Biological process (GO): branched-chain amino acid catabolic process; transmembrane transport
Cellular component (GO): mitochondrion
Molecular function (GO): branched-chain amino acid transmembrane transporter activity
Source: RefSeq, a predicted model, not a curated record
CCCAAUUUCCGGUUCCGGCCGUACCAGGAGCCGGGUCGAGAUGGGGGAAGAUGCGAGCGGAGGCCGGCGGUCGCCAGGCAUGGAGGCUAGAGUGGGAGCUGUGGCCUAGAGGUCCGGGCUUGGAGUUCGCCUCGGACGCGGCGGAACCGCCGUGAUCGGAGAAGGUCUUCAGGCACCAUGGAGGACAAACGCAACAUCCAGAUCAUCGAGUGGGAACACCUGGACAAGAAGAAGUUCUACGUGUUUGGUGUGGCGAUGACGAUGAUGAUCCGUGUCAGCGUCUACCCCUUUACCCUCAUCCGCACCCGGCUGCAGGUUCAGAAAGGCAAGAGCCUCUACCACGGGACUUUUGACGCCUUCAUCAAGAUCCUGCGAGCAGAUGGCGUGACUGGCCUCUACCGGGGGUUCCUGGUCAACACCUUCACCCUCAUCUCUGGCCAGUGCUAUGUCACCACGUACGAGCUCACCCGGAAGUUUGUCGCCGACUACAGCCAGAGCAACACGGUCAAAUCGCUGGUGGCCGGGGGCUCGGCCUCCCUGGUGGCCCAGAGCAUCACGGUGCCCAUUGACGUGGUGUCCCAGCACCUGAUGAUGCAGCGCAAGGGCGAGAGAAUGGGCCGCUUCCAAGUGCAAGGGAGCCUGGAGGGACGAGGGGUGGUUGCCUUCGGCCAGACCAAGGACAUCAUCAGACAGAUCUUGCGGGCUGAUGGGCUUCGAGGCUUCUACCGAGGCUACGUGGCUUCACUGCUUACCUACAUCCCAAAUAGCGCCGUCUGGUGGCCCUUCUAUCACUUCUAUGCAGAGCAGAUCUCGUACCUCUGUCCUAAGGAGUGCCCGCACAUUGUCUUUCAAGCCGUCUCGGGGCCCCUGGCCGCGGCCACCGCUUCCGUCCUGACCAAUCCCAUGGACGUCAUCCGAACCCGCGUGCAGGUUGAAGGCAAGAGCUCCAUCAUCCUGACCUUCAGACAGCUGAUGGCAGAAGAGGGGCCUUGGGGCCUCAUGAAGGGCCUCUCUGCCAGAAUCAUCUCAGCCACGCCCUCCAGCAUUGUCAUCGUGGUGGGCUAUGAGAGCCUCAAGAAACUCAGCCUCCGGCCUGAGCUGGUGGACUCAAGACACUGGUAACCGGUGGCAGGGCGAGAACCCUGCUGUUUCCCACACUACUUCGGGGCGGGGGUGGCGUGGGGAGGAUAGCACCCUCUCCAGGUGCCCCCGCCACACUCACAGCCCUGCCCGGGGCCAGGGGGCCUGUCUGGGACAGGGCAGAGACUCCGAACUGCUCUUGCUGAAGAGGCUCCACACCUGGACCCCCUGCCCCUGGUAUUUUUUAUUUUCUUGCCAAACUGGGCUCUCUGCUCAGUCCCGGUACUCCGUCCUGAUCCAAGGAACCCCCAUCCCCAGCGAUCCCACUCCCCCGUCCCCCGCGGAACCUUCUCCUGGCCUCCCCCGCCAUCUGUGCCCCUGAGGCCCUGACGAGAGCUGUACAGGGCGCUGGUUUCCUACUGCCGACCCUCCCCCCGGCCUCUCAGCCCUGAUUCCCAGCAGCUGUCGUCAGCCCUCUCCUGCUUCGUCUCGUAGGCUUGCUUCUUUUUGCUUUGGGACUGAGCCGCCACCCGACUGUUCCGUUUUCCCUGCCACUGGGGGCCAGGUGCCAGGUACUUCUGCACAGGGAGCAGGAGCAGCGAAAACCUCUGGUUCUCCAGAGCACGUGUCCUCUCUUCGGAGAGUUAUUAGGUUGGGGACAAAUGUCGAUACUUUAUUUUGUGUGUGUAUUUUUUUUUUAACAUCUGUGAACUAGGUACUGUCAGUCCUGCUGAAGCGCCAAUCCUGCAGUCAGAGCCCACCCCUUCCUCAGGUGGAAAACGUAGCUUUCCCUCAGUCCCAGUUACCCACCCCACGUUCCUUCAGAACCAGCAGCCCCAGGACAUGCGACCUGUGGGCUCCCUCGGCCAGGUGACUGCAGGGGCGGGCCCAGUCCUGAGUAGAUCAGGCCGUCCGGGCUGGACUGGGAGAACUACCCUGCAAAGCGAGGUGGAGAGAACAGGUUGGCAAGUGAGGACAGGGCGCGUGUGCCUGUGCCCCGGCGCAUGUCCCCAGGCCGACCGGGUGAGGCCUAGGAGAGGGCGGUCAUGACUUGCGUGUCCGUACCCGUCACCGGAACUCACAGAAACAGAGGUGUCCCAACGGGAAUCUCUGAGACGUGGGACUGGUUGUGGUUUUCUCCUCCUCCACGUGAAGAGUCAUCCCAGUCGUGGCUCUCCCGAGGGGUGCCUGGGGGAGAGUAAGGAGCAGGUCAGGAAGUCCCCCGAUACCAGGACCACUGCGUCCACCAGCCCGAUACUGCCGAGACUCUGUUGAGGCUCUUCAGGGGCGGACAGCGUGUCGUGGGCAGACAGGUGCAGCCCCCAAGCGAGGAGAAGGCAGGGGAGACCCUGCCCUUGUACUUGAGACGGCUGGAGGGAUGACCCUGCACACCUCUUUUGGGUCCCGCCCCUGGGAAAGGCCCUGGUGCCCUUCUGAAAGGUGCUAGCUCCCUGAAGCCUCGCUGCUUCUCACGGCUGCCCUACAUUGUCGCCCAGGUCAGAGCCCGGAGGCCCCCUUCCUACGUGCACCGCCACCAGCGCCCAUCCGUCUCUUACCCCCCAGGGUUAUUUCCCCUUUCACCUCUCUCCACUUUUGUUUGUCCUUCUUUCCCUUUGUCGGGAGUCUCCCAGUUUCUAUCCACAGACGGUCACCCCAAGGGUCCUCAGAUGACCCUCAACCGCCCUGCCCCGCAGUCACCCAUUUAUCCCCAAGAACCACCAACGCAAUGGAGGCCGGGGACCCCUCGUCUCUUUGAGCCCAUCCUAGUGAGGCCCUUGUGGCUCCGCUCAGCGCCCCACCUUCUCCCCAGUGGCCCGUCUGCGGGCGGCCCUGCCCCCCUGCCCCCUUCCCGCCCUCGGAUCUGCCCGCCGGUCUCCCGCCCGCUCCCUCACACGGACAUGUACACACACGCACAACUGACCUUCACUCACGCACACACACAACACACACACACACUGACAUUCACACGCACGGUCUCGUACACACCGACAUAUGCGCGCGCGCGCGUUGUGAAAGGACGCGCAUCUGGUGGAAGGGACCUCGGCCGUGACCUUCCCAUCGAAGAGCCCAGGGGCCGUGGCCGGCCGGCCGCACCCGCUGGUCCCCGGCGGGCUGGUCGGCAGCCCGAAGUGGAAGGGGCGGGAACGCGCGCGCAGUGGGCCCAAGAUACGGGCAUUAAGAUCGGACACUCCCUGUUGCACUGUACAAGGUCUCUGAACUGUAAUUAAAAGUUUUUGUCGAGCCCCUCA